This is a messenger RNA of Spirometra erinaceieuropaei, 2658 nucleotides long. NCBI's taxonomy places the organism in Eukaryota, Metazoa, Platyhelminthes, Cestoda, Diphyllobothriidea, Diphyllobothriidae. The record is from the annotation of a GenBank genome assembly.
AUGUCCACUUCUCUUGAUCUGAAGAACCAGGGUAAUGCUGCCCUAAGUCAGGGCAAGUAUGACCAAGCAAUAGAAUUCUAUACUUCGGCAAUUAAGCUUGACGAAAAAAAUCACGUUCUCUACAGCAACAGAUCCGCAGCCCACGCCAAGGUCGGACAGUACGAGGAUGCUCUGAAAGACGCAGAAAAGUGUGUUUCACUGAAUCCUACAUGGGCCAAAGGGUACAGCAGGAAGGGUGCAGCCCUAGAAUUUUUGGGACGCCUUAAAGAGGCUGAGGAGGCAUAUUUGAAGGCUAUGGACUUAGAACCUUCCAAUGAACAAUUUCAGGAAAGUGCAAUGAACGUGAGGGCGCGGAUGGCGCUUGGCUCCCUUCCUGCUAGGGUGGCUGCCCAUCCUGUCUUAAAGGAGUAUCUAAAAGAUCCGGAUUACGUAGAGAAGCUGCGAUCACUUCAGGAAAAUCCGGCCCUUCUGCAGUUUCUGAUGAAGGAUUCCAAGAUCAAGGAGACCGUCUUUACUCUUUUUACUGCCCAGGAGCCAAUGGACGAGUCCUCACCUCCUCCAUCACCACCCAAAAAGUCAGAGCCGAAGCCGAAGGAGCCUGAACUCGCGGAUGAGGAGAAAGAAGCCCUAAAGGAGAAGGAAUUGGGGAACGCGGCAUAUAAAAAGAAAGAUUUCCAGACUGCCAUCUCCCAUUAUGACAAGGCAUUCGAGCUUGACCCUAAGAACAUUACCUUCCUGACGAAUAAAUCUGCUGUCUACUUUGAGAUGGGUGACUACCCGAAGUGUAUUGAGGUUUGCGAAGAUGCAGUCUCUAAGGGUCGUGAGCUUCGUUCAGACUACAAGCUUAUCGCGAAGGCGUUCGCUCGGAUUGCUCAUUGUUAUGAAAACCAGGGAGACUUGCAGAAUGCCAAAAAAUACUACGACAAAUCACUCUCUGAGUUCCGAGCCCCAGAUGUAAUAAAGAAAUCACAGGCUUUAGAUAAGAAGUUGAAGGAGAUGGAGCGCCAGGCAUACAUCAAUCCGGAGCUCGCGGAGGCGGCCAAACUUGAAGGCAACAAAGCGUUUGAGGCGGGCAACUAUCCUCUUGCAAUGAAACACUACACUGAGGCCAUAAAGCGGAACCCCGAAGAUCCCAAACUAUACAGUAACCGCGCUGCAUGCUAUACUAAGCUCAUGGAGUUUCCUUGUGCGUUAAAGGAUUGUGAAACCUGCAUAUCCCUGGCUCCCGACUUUAUCAAGGGGUAUCUCCGGAAAGCUGCCUGCUUAGUUGCCAUGAAGGACUUAAACCAGGCGCGAAAAGCCUACAGGUUAGUCUAUUCGCUACGUUCUUCAUAGUAGAAGUCAUGAGUCAAAUUUUAUCUGUUUUCUGAUGGGCUUUCUGAAAGUCAUUUUUCUUGCAUGUGUUUGGUAGACUGAAAAUUGAUCGAAUGUAGUAGCUGCUCGCACCUCAAUGCUUUGUUAUGCUCUUACUGUUCACUUCUUGCUUCAGGUGCUCUUGAAUUUGCCGUUCUUUUUCCGCUUGUUUGAAAAAUUACAAUUUAGAACGCCGACUCUCACCAAACUAGCGACGCAAGUUGGGGUGUGGUCACCUGACUGCACCUUAUUGCCUUUUCGGGACCUGCUAGUUCGUCUUAAGAUGCCGACUGCCCUGGCUUGCAGUUGGUAUAUACCUUCCUGGCCAUAUGAGGGGCGUUAGCCGAUGAAUAAGCCAAGUGUCACAUGCCUGAAUUCAGAGUGAAGUCCGUUAAUGAUCAAUUCAGUGACAAGCCUCAGCACCGGUGUCGACUGUCUGGUGAUAUUCACCUUAUCCCCAUUACUCCAACUAUCCCCUAAUCCACAUACUGCUUUCUUCUUUCGUAUCCGCCCUUCCGGUUUAUUUUCACCUCCCCAUGUCACUAUGCGUCAUGUGAGACGACAGCCUGUACCAUGGGGUCAUAACUUACUGGCGACAGCACCUGUCGUGGUUUGGCCACUUCGGUGGCACACGCAUCGCGGACUGUCACGACGCGCGCUUUGCAUCUGACCACAAAGCUGUUAAAACUUUUUGUGCUGUUGGAGUUCCAGUGUUGAUUAACGACUUUAGCUGACCAUCGCUGCGGUCUGAUUAUAGUCCGUGCUUGAUAUAUGAACUCUAUAGAUCAGACUAGUGCAUUUUCUAUGGGCGUUUGUCAGUUAGGUCGAAAUUAUAUUUUCAUCAUCAUCUCGUUCUAGCAAAGAACAUAGGCUGUGUAGACAACACAUAAUAUCGGGGACGAUUUGUGCGCUUGUAGCUGUUGGAUCCUAGACACUGCUGUUCCACACGUCGCAAGUAUUUUGCUUAUUUAACCGAGUGACUCGACUUUGCGCAUAGAUGCAUUUUUUCCGCCGUCAAAUUUUACACGAUCCGUUCUCUAUAGAAAAGCCCUUGAGUUGGAACCGACUUGUGAAGAAGCUCGGCAGGGUCUGAUCCAGUGUGCCACCUCCGAAACUGACCCAGAGGCAGCUCGACAAAGGGCUAUGUACGAUCCGGAGAUCAAGGAGAUCCUCUCUGACCCUGCCAUGCGUAUGAUACUCAAUCAGAUGGAAGAUCCCGACGCCAUGAAGGAGCACCUUAGCAAUCCAGAAAUCGCAUCAAAGCUGAUGAAGCUGAUUGACGCAGGCAUUGUUGCCAUUCGCUGA